GCCAUGCCCGACCUCCGCAAGACCCGCAUGUGCAAGGCCUUCGCCGAGGGCAAGUGCACAGAUGAGACUUGCGCAUUUGCGCAUGGAGAACAGGAGCUGGUUUCCACAGGCCUCUUCCAUAAGAUGUCGCUCUGCAAGUGGAAUGAGAAGGGCAAGUGUCGCAAUGGCAGCCAAUGCCGCUUUGCGCAUGGUCUUGAAGAACUCCGCGACGUCAAGAAAGCCGCAAUGAAUGCCCUGGCCCAAGAUGUGCCACCCAAGGCUGGAACCUACGAGAAGGCGGAGCCCAUGAAGGUGACAAGCACCGGAGCUGGCUUGGA
Messenger RNA from Symbiodinium pilosum, 317 nucleotides. The record is from the annotation of a GenBank genome assembly. Lineage: Eukaryota; Dinophyceae; Suessiales; Symbiodiniaceae.